CGCAUUAUUUCGGUGUUCAUCGCCGCCAAGCUCGUUUUGCUAGAAUAGCCGAUUUAAUUCAAAGUAUUGUUUCCACCUAAUUUAUCAUUUAGACCAGUGUGUAUGUAUUAACCACAAUGUAUUUCACUUUUCUGUUUAUUCGACAAUGACUUUGGACUUCGCACAAACGAAGGAUUCUCGAACUGUUUAUUUGUUUACAACUUCGGAACAGAGUUCCGAUAUUUCAAUGGACGCCAUUUUGUCAUUGGGAUUUUAAAGAAUUUGAGAACUUCGGGAAAAGUAGCCACGGACACAACGAUCCACUUAAGCCGCUGAGGUAGUCGUGGUAUAUUCUCCCAAGUCAGCUUGAUAUUUUGGAUAUUUCACGAUGGCAAAUUCCAACACGACCCUCGCUAGUUUGUGGGUCGACGAUGUACAAGUUAGUCCAGUGAAGGUCAUGCCUAGUACUCCAGGAAAAGCUGCAGGGAACGGGACAGAGAUCCGUCAGGACAUUGUACGUUUUUACAAAGAUAGUGGAUUGGAACCAGUUGCUAAAGAGGUGGGACUGCUUGAUUCCAAUGGUGAUAUCGCUGGAUUUCAAACACAGACUGUCCAGAGUGCAGGGAAAGCUGUGCAGUUAGUUGCAGUACCAAUAUCUACAACAUCUCCUGCUAAAAUGUCUCCAUUCAAAGAGCACACAAUACUUCCAAAGCAGUUAACGACACAGCAGCUAAUACAACAAGUGACCAGCCCAAGACAGCCCAUGAUUCCCAUUGAUGUGUCCUGGAGAUCAGGGGCUCAGAAGAGGGCCUCUGAAUUCACAAUAGAGCCAGAUGAUGGCUUUGGGAAACGAGGAAAGAAAGGAGAAAAAGGUGGCAAAGGAUUACGACACUUCUCAAUGAAAGUUUGUGAGAAGGUUCAAAGAAAAGGAGUGACAUCAUACAAUGAAGUGGCAGAUGAACUGGUUACAGAAUUCAGUGAUCCUCGAAAUUUGACCUCACCAUCAGACCAGGCCUAUGAUCAAAAGAAUAUCAGGAGGCGUGUCUAUGAUGCCCUUAAUGUGUUGAUGGCCAUGAAUAUAAUAUCUAAAGAAAAGAAAGAAAUUAAGUGGAUAGGUCUGCCUACUAACUCAGCACAGGAGUGCCAAAACUUAGAGAUAGAAAAACAGAAGAGGCUUGAAAGAAUCAAACACAAAACACAACAGCUCCAAGAACUUAUUCUUCAGCAAAUAGCUUUCAAAAACCUAGUGCAGAGAAACAGAGAACUAGAGAAAACACAAGGCCCGCCUCCACAGAACUCCGCUAUACAGCUGCCGUUUAUCAUUGUCAACACCAGUAAAAAGACUGUCAUAGAUUGCUCCAUAUCAAAUGACAAAUACGAAUAUUUGUUUAACUUUGACAACACCUUUGAAAUUCAUGAUGAUAUUGAGGUCUUGAAGAGGAUGGGUAUGGCUCUUAAUUUGGAAAAGGGUCAGUGCACGACUCAAGAUGUAAACAAAGCUGUUAAAAUGGUCCCAAAAGCUUUAGAGCCGUAUGUGAUAGACUUAGCCAAUGGUGGAAUGGCACAUUCUGGUCCCAGUGGUAUCCGACCUAUGUCAGCAGAAGAAGGAUCUUCCAGAUAUAAAGUACCUGCUCAACCUUCCGUCCAAUCUUCGGGCAGCAACAGUAACGACAAUAUGGACAUUGAGGUGGCCAAUAUUUAUUCACAAGACUCUAAUAUGGGCUCUCAUUCAGACAUGCAUUCAAGGGCCACAGAGACCCCUUCUGAGGAUUUCUCAGAUGAUAGUGAUACAGACAGGUCUAGUCCUGUAGAGAUGAGCUAAUAAGCUCGUGUCAUGCAAAGGGAAUUUUGGAAGAAGAUGUGGCUCAAAAAAGAAAAUCCGACAGAAAGUGACCGAUUCCUUUUUCAACAUUACAUGUUGAAAAAAUUGUUUUCUGUCAUUUUGAAAGAAUUGUUGUAAAUUCUGAAGAAGUGUAUGACAGGAAUGCUAGAGAGGAAACUUGAUCUGUGCCCAUAUUGGACUACAGGGAAGAAAUGGCAGCAACUUGACUACGUUUGAGGAGCAGUCUUUAAUAUUUCAGAGACAAAGAGUUGCAUCAUGGUUCUAGCGCCUCAUCAUGGGUUACUUUACAUUGUUUAAUGUGGACUUAAUAAAUUGACGUACUUUGACAUUUAUAACCACUUGAAUUUGUUUAAUGUUCUGAACUUCUGAUGAUGAACUAGUAAUUACAUCAUUUCUUAUAGUAAUUACAUAUUUUCUACAUUUAAAAUUGAUUGUGCAUAGUUUUUGUAUGCAUUCAAGUUAUGUGUAAUGAUUUUAUGAAGAUCAUGAUGUAGCCUUUGAUUCUCAUGGAAAUCCCAAAUUUUGGAUAUUAAACCUAGCGUGUUCUUUUUACAAUGAAUGUAUACCAUGGCACUUGUUUUGAAAGUUGCCAGGAUUGUGAAAAUAUAGUCUUUUGAGGAGACUGGUUGAUGGCAGGGGUAGAUAAAUGUAAUAUGUGGUAGACAAACUGUGAUAGAGGAGAGCUUUUGAAAUGUGUGUGAUGAAGACAGGAUUGUUUAUUCAUGCUUUGUGUUAGGUCUUAACAAUGUUCUGACUUCAAAAAUAGUUUUAAAAAGUCAUGAUUUAAAUAUUAAUUUACCAAAGAAGUUUCCUUUUUAGACUGUUUGAUUUUGUGAAGUUGGAAAUUUUUCAUGUGGAUAAUAAACCAAGUAGAAGAGAGGGGAAAAAUCUUUCACAUUGAUAUGCCCUGCUUACCAUUUCAUUUACAUUUGUUCAAUAAGCAUAAAUAAAUUUAAUAUGCUGUAAUCAAGAAAGUAACCCCCAAUGCACAUGGUUUUGCUACUGGUUCUAAUUAUCCAUGUCUAUGGUAGUAAAUUUAAAAUUUGACAAUGUACUCUAAAAGAGAAACCUUUGUUCUUUUUAUUCACAGCUUUUGCUUACAAUUUGAUUCAUUUUAAUUUAUCAUUUAUUACACAUUGCUAAAUAUGUACAGUGCCAUUCUUCAGUAUAUAUCGGAAGGAAGUCGAUGGAAUUUAGCAAGGUCUACACAAAGCAUUUAUGUACAUCAGUAUGUGUUCAGUGAACUAAAAUUUCAAAGAAAAAUUUAGUAUGCACAUAUAACAAUUCAGCAGAAGUACAAAAACUGCCAAAUUGUACAAAAAAUCUUAAAGAGUUCACUCUGCAUGUGGAAAAAAUGUAUUGACUUUUUUUUACACAAUGUGAAUAAAGUGUUCCAAGGAAAGUGUUCGAGAUGCAUAUGAUGUCAUGUCAUCAAAUAAGUUAUUUAUGUUGUGUGCUCAUUAGUCCCCAUGUAACCAUUCAUAAAUGUCUGCAUGAAUUUUUCUUGUUGCAUAAGCAUUGUGUAUAUAACAUAUAGGUAUUGUGCGCUUAGUUUUGUAAAUACAUGUAGAUGAUAAAAUUAUAUAUGUUAGGUUAUCACUACUUCUGUUGGAAGUAAGUUAUAAUGACUCAAAUUGUUAAUAGUGCUGUGUUUGGAUUUUUCAAUUGUUUAAUUACUUUAGUUUCAUGAAUGAGCAGUGGUUUGAUACUAACGUUUCAAUACUUCUCCCAUUUAUACUUAAUAUGUAGAAUGAAGAUAGAUUUUCUUUGAGCUAGAUUUCUUUACUUGUUGCACCUGCAUUAAACAAGUUUUUGUAAGAACAAAUAAUAUCCUCUGUCCAAGUACUAGGAUUUAUUAAUUCUUUUAAUAAGUUUAAUGCAUAUGUGUAUAUAGAGGAACAAAUACUGAUAUUUAAAAUACUUAACAAUGUUUUAGGUUAAUUCAGCAGCGUGCAGUUUUUUUUUUUCUGUUUGUUUUUAUAAUAUUAUUGCAUACCGGUAGAUUAUUUGUAUUUUACAGAAGAGUAGAAAGGAAUAAUGACACACAUUUAAUAGCUAAGUCAAGCUGUAUUUUCCUUGAUAGAAUCUGUGAUUGGGUAUAUAUAUUGUACUUUUUUUAAUUUUUAGUUGCUGGUUGAUUCAGAGUACAUACAAAGUGUACAUGUAUUUGUUGCUAUAUUUUUAACUUCAGGAACAAAUAUUCAAUAGAUAUCAUUGAUCAUGUACAUGUAUUCCAAAAUUUUUACAGAGUGCAGAUACUUCAUCUUUCAAAAUGUACAUUCCCACACAAUUCACAACUUAAUAUAAUGGAGAAAAUGCUUCAGUUAUCCAACAAUAAUGGGUGUAUGCUCUAAUUACACUCGAUUUUCUCACAUAAAGUACUUUAAACAUUUCAUUUGUAAUUUAAUAAGGCAGCUAAGGUGAAGAAAAAUACCUUUUUUCAAUUGCAGUUGAAGUGAGAAAUUUAAAUUGAAGUUCACUGAAGAAGCAUUGUUAGGAAUUGAGAAAGCAUUGUUGACCUGAUAUCUAUGCACUAAUUUCAUUGUGAAAACGGUAAUCCAAUGUCGAAAAAUUCACUCUAAAUAAAACAAUGGAAGUGAAAAUA
Messenger RNA from Saccostrea echinata, 4427 nucleotides. RefSeq names its product transcription factor Dp-1-like. Lineage: Eukaryota; Metazoa; Mollusca; Bivalvia; Ostreida; Ostreidae. Gene Ontology annotation, biological process: regulation of transcription by RNA polymerase II; regulation of cell cycle. The transcript is spliced from 12 exons. Gene Ontology annotation, molecular function: DNA-binding transcription factor activity, RNA polymerase II-specific; RNA polymerase II transcription regulatory region sequence-specific DNA binding. Gene Ontology annotation, cellular component: transcription regulator complex; nucleus. The coding region runs from base 368 to 1801 and encodes 477 amino acids. The record is from RefSeq and is a predicted model, not a curated record.